AUGAAGUGCAAGCCACGCAAGCUGGCCAGACUGAGGGGACUAAAAAUUACCCCUCAGGGCAUGGUUAAGAUGUUAAGCUGUAAUGUAAGAGGCCUAAAUGGCCUCAAUAAGCAGAAGGAGGUUCGGCUCCUCUGCAAUGAACAAGAAGUUGGGCUAGUUGGGUUGUUAGAAACACGAAUAAAAACCAACAAGGUUAAUAUGAUAGUUGAUAGUAUGUUCAAUGGCUGGCAUCACCAUAGCAAUCACGCAUCCCACUAUAAUGGAAGGAUAUGGAUCAUAUGGAGGCCGGACUGGUUUGAUAUUGAUAUAGUACAGGAGAUGGCACAAGCUGUCACUUGUCGGGUAAAAUUCAUUCUUAUGCAACUUGAGUUCGUGGCAACAUUUGUGUACGCCUAUAAUGUAAAGGAAGAUAGGAAGAUGUUGUGGGAUCAUUUAAGUCAUCUAAGUGUGAAUCGUAAGGAGUCGUGGAUAAUAUUGGGAGAUUUUAAUGCCGUGCUGCAUCGAGAUGAUAGACUGGGAGGAAAUCCAGUUACUCUAGCUGAGGUAACUGAUUUCCAAAACUGUAUUGAUAACUGUGGUUUGGAGGAAAUGGCCAAUUCAGGGAAAAAGUAUACAUGGAGUGAUAAACAGGCUGCUCGGAUUUUUUCAAAAAUUGAUAGAGUGUUAGUCAAUGGUGAGUGGGUGGAUCAGAUGCCUCCUAUAAAUGCGCAUGUACUACCAGAGGGGAUCAGCGAUCACUGCCCUAUAGUGGUUCAGAGUUUGCAAACCUCAUCUAUAAAGGUGAAAUCUUUCAAAUAUUGCAACGUAUGGAGCACCCACCCAGAUUUCGGGGAUAUCAUCCAAUCGUGUUGGAGCCAGCCUAUUGGGGGAUGUAAGAUGUUUCAGGUAGUGUGCAAACUGAAGGCACUAAAACGUCAGCUAAGAGUGUUGCACAAAGUGAAUUUCUGCAACUUGAUACAACAGGUAAAUCAUGAUAGAGUGGCAUUGAGGAGGGUCCAACGUCAACUGCAGCAGACCCCAUUGAAUGAUGCUAUACAAAGGGAGGAAAAGGAAUUAAAUGUUAAGUUCCGAAGAUCAAGUUUCUUGGCUGAAUCAUUAUUACUACAGAGGAGCAAAGUAACUUGGAUAAGGCAAGGAGACGAUAAUACCAAAUACUUCUUCUCUGUGAUUAAGAAGAGGAAGCUGAUUCAAACCAUCACUCAAAUUCAGGAUGAACAUGGGCAACGACAGCAUGAACAAGCACAAAUAGCAGAGGUGUUUGUGAGGUAUUAUCAACAACUCUUGGGUGACUCUGGGGGCCCAAGGAAACCAGCCGAAGAUAGGAUAUUUGCACAUGGGCCUACGGUAUCAGCAGAACAGCAAUGA
Lycium barbarum (goji berry) is the source of this 1365-nucleotide messenger RNA. RefSeq lists its product as uncharacterized. Gene Ontology annotation, molecular function: catalytic activity. The coding region runs from base 1 to 1365 and encodes 454 amino acids. The record is from RefSeq and is a predicted model, not a curated record. NCBI's taxonomy places the organism in Eukaryota, Viridiplantae, Streptophyta, Magnoliopsida, Solanales, Solanaceae. The transcript has a single exon.